This is a messenger RNA of Mercurialis annua (annual mercury), 2047 nucleotides long. RefSeq lists its product as uncharacterized. Lineage: Eukaryota; Viridiplantae; Streptophyta; Magnoliopsida; Malpighiales; Euphorbiaceae. Bases 181 to 1746 code for a protein of 521 amino acids. The transcript is spliced from 5 exons. The record is from RefSeq and is a predicted model, not a curated record.
ACUAGCUAAGUAAGCGAUACGCAGAAACGAUGUCGUUUGUAAGCUCUUCUAAAACCCUACAAUUUCCCCCCUCCUUGCCCUACCUUCUUCUUCACAGAAAAAUUUUAGGGUUUUUGAAUAAGCAUUUUUUUUUUCAAUUGCCAUCAGAAUUAAUCCCUAAUUUUUUAAAAAAAAUUGGCAAUGGAUUUGUCUCAAAACCCUAAUCUUUUAAUUGGAAAAAACUAUGACACCACACUAGCCCAAUCAGUUUCUCAAGUUUCAUCUGAAAUACUCAACAAAACUUUAAAUUUACCUCAUUUUCUCAACUUAUUUUACCAAUUAAUGCAAUCAAGAAUCGACCCACCUUUAGAAACCAUCUGGGUUUACUCUGCUUUAUCUUUUAAAACCAAAAAAACUAAUCUUUCAGAUCAAAUUUUGAAUGCAAAUGAAUUGUUUCAGCUUAUAUCAGCAUGUUCAGGUCCCUGUAGUUCUUCAAAAGGUAUAGCUUUACUAGCUCCAGUUGUUUUCCAGGUGUAUAAUUUGGUCUUGGAGUUGUUAACUAAAGAUUCAGGAGAUAAGAAAGUGAAGAAAGAAAUUAAAAAGGUAAAAUGUUUGAUUGGGGAAAUUCUUGGUUAUAUUAGUGUGUGUUGUAGCAAGGAUAUGAGUGAAAGUGAUUUGGAUUUCAGUGCUUCGUUUUCGAAUUUGGUUAGUGUAUGGAUGGAUGGAAAUGAGGAUGUGAAGGUGUUUUUACCACUUGUGAGUGAUGAAAUGUGUGAAGAGAUUAGUGUUGGAGGUUUGAAUGUGAGUUAUUUAGCUGGAGUUGUGAUUUGUGAGAUUUUCCUGUUGAGACUUUGCUUGGAUUUUUGGGUGGGGAUUCGAGGAGUGGAGUUUGAGAAGGAGGUGAAGACUUGGAUUGUUGGCUCCUUAACUGGAUUUCAGAACUUGUACUUCUUUGAGACCCUUGUGAGGAUGUUGAUGGAGCCAACCUUACCUGUGACUGCUUUAUUGAGUUCUGAAGAUGAAAGUUUGAUGAGGAAAAUUGUGUGUGAUGCUGUUAUAUUGGUAGAAUAUUCUUUCCUCAGACUUGAGAGAGCUAUUAACCUACCAGAGCACUUUGUGAGAAGACUUGCAGUGAAGAGACUGAUCAUUACGCAUGAAGCCAUAGAACUUUCUAGGAAAAAUGGAGACCAUAAGAGAGCUCUUUCAUAUAAUAAUUCAUUCUCCACUUCUCGGUUGCGUUCCCUAAUCAUAAAGUCUGUCACCAGCCGGAUUGGGGUGGAGGAAGAGGGUAAUCGAUUGAAGGAAGGAUCUCCUAAAGCUCUUAUAAAAUGGUUACUAGACCAAGAAUGUGAAGGCCUAAGAAUAUUUGACGAUAGAAUCUCCAGACUCCAUGCGAAAUUAGCUGUUGAUGAUUUCAAGUCUGACUCUGAGCAACGGUUAUCUGAGCCAGAAGGCAAAAAACCAGAUGCUGAUCUUCUGUUUUAUGUUGAUAACGAAGGAGAAGGUAAAGAAGAAGAAGAAGACGACGAUGAUGGGGAUGAUGAGGAGACAAAUGAGUCCAUGAGCGCUGCCUUUGUAGCUGCUGCAGCAACUAUGAGAUUGGCUGAAAAAGGAGGGAGAAAACGGAAAGAAAUAAGCGCUGGAAAGAAUAAAAAGAUUAAGGUCCGCCGGCAUGAUUCUGAUUCAGAUGGAGAAAAUUCCUCAUCACUUGAUGGUUCAAGUAGCGAGAGUGAAGUUGAAAAUCCAAGCUCUGAUGGAGAUGCUUGACUGAUGUGGAGGCGGGUUUCCUCAUCUGAAGGCUUAAAGCAAUGUUCACGCGUAAGCAUAAACUCAAACAGUUUUGUGGUUAAUCAAAUUCUUGCGGAGUAGCUGCUAGAGCCCAGAGGCAAAUUGAAAACAAGACCAGCCACUGUUAUAAUUAGCUUCCAGACUGCAUAUAUUAUGUAAUAUUUGAUUGCUCAUUCAUACUGAGGAUAUGUGAAGAUUAAUUCGAGAAAUAUUUGCUUUCUACUUCAGAUGAGCAAUGUUGCUAUAAUCAUCAGAAUUAGCUGGAUUAUAAUUUUCUUAA